AAGAGCUCCCACCCAUCCCCGCCGUGCCCGUGCUCCCCCGUCCCAAGGGGAAGGAGCUCUCUCUCCCCCCCUCCGCAGUCCAAACGAAAUUAAGAGAAAUCUCCCCCAAAGUUUUCGAAUCCUCACCCAAAUCGGUUUGAAUCGGCCACCCACCCCACCAAACGAACCCAUCUGGUUCCGGGCUCUGGUGGCCGUGGCGACUGGCGAGCGAGCGAGCACCCCAUCUCGCCCCGCCCGCCUCCCAUGGCGUUUCACGUCGCGUGCCCCAUCACUUGCCGGAGGGUGUGCGACUGCGAGCUAGGGUUCGGCGCCGCGAGGGCCAGUAACAGGGCGGGGGCAUGGGCGGGCGCUGCGGCGGCGCUCGAGGGCUUCCUCGCCGAUCCGUGGCUGCUGAGGCCGGCGGGGGCCGGGGAUGGCCUAGAGCCCGGCACGGUGCAGGUGGAGGUGCCGCCGCUCGAGCUGCCGGAGGAGGGCGAGGACGAGGCGUGCAGGGCGGCCAUGCAGCGCCAGGCCGCCGCCGCCGAGGACUUCGCCAGGCGCCUCGAGGGCGCCUAUGGAUCUCCGGAGGCUGAAGGAGAUGAAGAUGACUCAGACCGAGAAGAUCAAGGGAAUGCUGCUGUCAAGGUUAUGUGCCGCUUAUGCUUCUCUGGAGAAAACGAGGGCAGCUCAAAAGCUGCCAAAAUGCUUCCAUGCAAACUCUGCAACAAGAAGUAUCAUAAGAAGUGUGUGAAAAACUGGGGUGAACAUAGAGAUCUCUUCCACUGGAGCUCGUGGAUCUGUUCCUCUUGCCGCAGCUGUGAGGUGUGUCGGCGGCCUGGUGAUCCCAAUAAGUUAAUGUUUUGUAAAAGGUGUGAUGGAGCCUAUCACUGUUACUGUCAGCAACCCUCACACAAGAAUGUUACUCAUGGACCAUAUUUAUGUCCAAAGCAUACAAGGUGUCACAGCUGUGGAUCUGGUGUACCUGGGAGUGGCCAUAGCACAAGGUGGUUUUUGGGGUACACAUGCUGUGAUGCUUGUGGGCGGUUGUUUGUGAAAGGAAACUACUGUCCAGUUUGCUUGAAGGUUUAUAGAGAUUCUGAAGUGAUACCUAUGGUUUGCUGCGACGUUUGUGAAAAGUGGGUACAUAUUGAAUGUGAUGGCAUCAGCGAGGAAAAGUACCAGCAGUUCCAAGCUGACCAAAAUCUCCAGUAUACGUGCGCAUCAUGCCGUGGUGAAUGCUCCCAGAUCAGGGAUGCAGAAGAUGCAGUUAGGGAGCUUUGGAAGAGGAGGAACGUUGUUGAUCAUGAUCUUAUGAUUAGUUUAAGGGCUGCUGCUGGACUGCCUUCUUUAGAAGAUGUAUCACCUUGUCCAAACUCGGACGAUGAAAGACUAGGUGCAUUAGUAUUAAAAAAUGAUGGUAGAAACACACUAAAAUUCUCUUUAAAAAGUAACAGCAGUAAGCCUCCAUUAGAUCAAUGUGAACAAGAAAAGAAUGUUCCUAAGAACUCAGGGACGAAUAAGAAGCAUUCCAAGAAAAAAAGCAGUCAAGGUAAUAAGUCAGUUGCUGAUCCGAAUGAGAUAUUUCUUGAGAGAAGGCAUGAAGCCAAAUCAAUGAGUAGUCACUUGGGAGAUCAUACUGUAGAUGUUAAUCAUGACAGGAAUUCUUUCAAGAAUAAUGAGAAUGUGUUUGUUUUACCUUCAACUCGAAGUUCAGAGAAGGAUCUGAAAUCCACAUCUGUGAAAGCUACAACAAACAAUGCAAAUACGAUACCAAAAGUCAAAAUCAAAGGCAGUAAGGUGCCGAGCCUGCAUUUCAAAGAUAUAGGUGAGGAAAAUAAUGCCAAUGGUGACACAGGGAAAGGUACCAAGUUGGUUAUUCAUCUUGGAACACGUCACAAAAGUAAAAGUGGCUCUCCUAAGUCUGAAAUGUCCAAUUCUCAUAAAGAGCAAGAGCUUGGUUCGACGCAUGGAGGGAAAACUGAUGUAACAAGCCUCUUCAAAAGCUCAAAGAGUAGUAAAAAGGAAAAAAGUGUAAUGAAACUAGUUGGGGAGACUGGAGUACAGCAAAGUAGCCUUUUGGGAGAUCUGGGCACGUCCAAAAGACAUGCAACUGGAAAGCGGAGCAGUGCUUUAAUUUCUGGGAUGGAAAAUGCAAAUGAAAGUGGAACAAGAAGCAGAUCAUUUGGACAUAAGCAAUCUAUUCCCAGUCAGCUGACAGAGAGCCAGGGCACUGCUUCAUUUGCUGUAAACAACUCUCCUGACAGCUUAAAGCCCUCAUUGCUUAAACUCAAAUUUAAGCGUCCACAUUUGGAGCAGCCAAGUCUCCAGGUUUCUCAAACAGAGGAGCCAGCCACAUGGGCUUCUCAGCAGGAGGACUUGAAUGUUGCUAAAGGCCAGAGAUCAAAGAGGAAAAGACCUUCAACAGACAAGAUGGAUGGCUCAGAGGGUAGUACUCCAUCCAAGAGGCAUGGGCAGAGCACAGGCGAUGAAGCAAUGGAUGCGACCUGGAUACUGCGCAAGUUGGGCAAUGAUGCAAUUGGGAAGAGGAUUGAGAUCCAAUUAGCUUCUGAUGGGAAAUGGCAUCAAGGGGUGGUAUCCAAUGUCAUCAGCGGCAUGCUUUGUGUUCAGUUAGAUAAUGGCAGCUCUGAGAACUUAGAGUUGGGAAAUCAGGCGGUUCGAUUGAUAGCUCAAAGAUUGAAGGGCGGAAAGAGAUGAAACCUUUCUACAUCUAAUCUCGUCUCUUCCUGGUAGUGCAGUGGGCGGAGUUCACCCGGCGGCUGGUGGCUCCUCCACAUGCUGCCGCUGACUGGACGAAUUACAGAGAGCAACCUCACUAGCUUGUCGCGCCGGUUACGUCACCAGUCUAGCAUGUAACAGACUUUUGUUUUCCGUGUUGUUUGAAGCUCAUUUGCUUCCAUUGAAUUGGUUAGUGUAGCAACUGGGAGAGUAGUUCGUUUUCCAUGGAUGUAAAAGAAGCGGUUAGCGUGCUGUUGUGAUGGUCUUGUACAUGUGGCUGUUGAAUGAGGAGAUCGAACGAGUUUUUCCUUGA
Hordeum vulgare subsp. vulgare (domesticated barley) is the source of this 3028-nucleotide messenger RNA. RefSeq lists its product as uncharacterized. Gene Ontology annotation, biological process: positive regulation of DNA-templated transcription. Gene Ontology annotation, cellular component: histone methyltransferase complex. Lineage: Eukaryota; Viridiplantae; Streptophyta; Magnoliopsida; Poales; Poaceae. The record is from RefSeq and is a predicted model, not a curated record. The coding region runs from base 244 to 2694 and encodes 816 amino acids. The transcript is spliced from 12 exons. Gene Ontology annotation, molecular function: histone H3K4 methyltransferase activity.